AUGAAUUAUCAUUUGAAUAAAAAAAAGAGCCACUUAUUUUUAUUUAAAAUUCUGGCACUUAUACUCGUGAUUUUUAUGUACUAUUUUCACAAUGAGAGUAAUUAUGAAAAAUCAUAUAAUGAGAUCCACAAUUUUCAAGACAUUCUUGAUUGGAAAAAUAGAAGGUUAUUAUCAAGCCAUGAGCAUAAAGGAUGUAAACCUAACAUUUUAAAAAGAAUAGAUAAACAUUUUGAAAAUAAAAUUUUCUCUUUAUAUAAUAAUGUAGCUAAAUUAGGAGAUCAAGAAAAUUAUAACCCUAAUGAAUUAAAAACAAAAAUUGUGAAAACACUUUUUAUAGUAAUGAGAUCUCCCCUUAUAGUUUUUCUAUUAGCAUCAGUUUUAAUGGCUAUUGGGAAAUUUUUUAAAUAUUAUCCUACCUUGGUAGCGUUUCCACUUCUUAUAACUAGUUUACUGAUGGGUAUGUAUAUUUUUAUUAAAAGCCUUAAAUUUUUAUGGAAUGAUGCAUCAGAAUAUUUAAAAUCAUUAGACAAACAAUUACUCCAUUAA
Plasmodium gonderi is the source of this 546-nucleotide messenger RNA. RefSeq names its product Plamodium exported protein. The record is from RefSeq and is a predicted model, not a curated record. NCBI's taxonomy places the organism in Eukaryota, Apicomplexa, Aconoidasida, Haemosporida, Plasmodiidae. The coding region runs from base 1 to 546 and encodes 181 amino acids. The transcript has 2 exons.